AUGGCCACGAUACAAAGCACUACACAGCCCAACACGCUGGAAACGCCAGACUUACAACAACGUCCUACAACUCCAAGAGUAAUUCGCACCGUCGUCCACGAUGAAGGUCUUCCAGAAGUUGUCCACUCAAAUCAACCCUUGAAACCCACAGAAUACUACGAUGCUCCGAUACCAGUAGACUCAGAAACAGACAAACGAUACAACGAAGCUCCUAUUCCAGUCACAACACUCGACAAAUAUGAGCCUGCACCUCCACUGCCAGUUCGUCCAUCUUCAAUAACACCACAACCUCAGCAACCCUACCCCUACGGCCCAGGUGGUUAUUCUCAACCACAACAUCCCGGCUUCGUCGCUCAGUCACCGCAACUACCAUUCUUAAACAACAAUGAGGUCGUAACUGUCUCUGCAACAGUCCUCGGAUUCACAACGAUAGCUGGCGCUGCUGUUCCUUAUGUUGGGAAAUGGCACUCUCACACAGCUCACUACUGCAGCAUUUGUGACCAUAAAGUGGCAAUUCGGAAAUGGGGAUCUAAUCAGAUGAAGCCUCAAGCGACGCCCGAUUAUCUGAGGGAGGUAUCGAGAUAUGGCCCCGCUCAAUCACCAAGCAUGUCCAGUGGCUCGACGAGAGGUUAA
Molecule: messenger RNA, 633 nt
Organism: Fusarium tjaetaba
Lineage: Eukaryota; Fungi; Ascomycota; Sordariomycetes; Hypocreales; Nectriaceae
Exons: 3
Coding region: 1-633 (210 amino acids)
Source: RefSeq, a predicted model, not a curated record